CGGAAAGUUAGCCCUCUAUAUAUUUGUGAUUGUGUAGGCUACAUAUAACAUUUGUAGACAAGACCAAGUGGCCACCAUAGCGAUCUCGCCGCUGGAAGACCUCAGCUUCCAAAAUCUUCAGUUACCUGACUAUCACUUGAAGACUGCCAUGUUAUCUGCUGCUCUAGAGAUCCCCCCUAGACGGGGUUCCAUUCGGUACCGCCGGGGCAUGAUUGCUUUCGCCGUCUUGCUCUUUCUGUCAGUGACCGUUACAUACGCGCACAGCACAACAGUAGAGCAUGACCUCCACAUCGUCCAUAAUGUGGACAACAGAAGUCCAGAAAUUGACCCUUUUUGGUAUGUGGGACGUGGGGUUAGACCAAUCGGACGUUUUGGUAAACGUGUAACAGACAGUGGGAAUGUUGGUGGACUACGUCCAGUGCUGAGUUCCUUGGAGCUUUUGCUCACCGCUCUCAGAGAAAAGGAAGACCUUCACCACACCCUAGCUCAAGAAGAACCGGAGUGGUUACAACACCCCUACUGAAAAGUUUUAAAAUUGAAUUUCCCAGUUAUGUACAAUGUUUUUUUUCCCUCUCUAGGCUAAAUAUUUAAAUUUGAAGCUUUAUAAGUAGGAUAGAAAAUGAGAAAAUAUUGUUAAAUAAAUAGAUUGUCAUUUAUGUUUUUGUGCCUACUUUCAUCUCACAAAAGAGUACUGUCUACACAUUUACUAGGGUAUGUGAUUAACCUACACUCUUGAAAUGAAAUAUUAAAAAUAUUAAAUAUAUUUAAUAGACUAUAGGCUAUGAUAAUGUAAUGCUCUACAGCUUAGAGAAAUGUCAUCAUAGGAAAUGUGAACUUUUUGUGUUAAUUUUAUGCGAUUGCACAUUCCAAUUCUAAGACACAGUCUAACUUCAUUUAAAGGUUAUUACCUAAAUAAUUGGCUUUGGACUGGCCAUGGUUUAGUACCCUAUGCUGGAAUCUUGGGCCUAUUUGAUAUGAAAUAAAAUCCUCAUUUAUGUUGCUUAGGCAGCAAGGUCUCUGAACUGGAAGAGUAACUUUGGGGUAUAGGGCACAUUUUUCAUCAUCAUGGAUUAUGCCACGGAAGGCUCUUGGGCCAGCACAUAUAUUUCUGGUGGAGCGUCAGUGUAACAGCAUUUUCUGUUAUAUUUCAGGCGGACACUGAAUAUCUUGUUGAUGUCCAGCAGGGCAUCAAAUAAGUUUUUUUUUUUCCAUUUAUUUAUUCAACUUUGACACAUGCAUAAAUCCUUCGGCAUAUUAACAUGCUCAUUCACUAGAUGCAGCACCCAACCGGGUCUGUGUAAACAGGUACACUAAAACAAAAGGCGUUACAAUACAGGUGACAGUCCAUUGGAAAUGUAUGUGCUGGCUGAAAAGCCUUCAAAGAAGUGCCUGGCAUAUAGGAAAUUAGUCUACAGUAAUGAUACUACAUAAAUGACCUAUUUGAGGAUUGAAGAUAUUUACAGUAAAUUAUUAUGAUUAUGAUGACUAUAAAUAACUUAUUUGAGGAUUGACGAUACUGUCUAUAAACAAUUAUCUUGAUUGUGGACUUCCAAAACAAUGUUUUUCUUUAAAUUUCUUUCCUUUUUCAGUUGUUGAUGGUUCA
Alosa alosa (allis shad) is the source of this 1603-nucleotide messenger RNA. RefSeq names its product prolactin releasing hormone 2 (gene prlh2). Lineage: Eukaryota; Metazoa; Chordata; Actinopteri; Clupeiformes; Clupeidae. Gene Ontology annotation, molecular function: hormone activity. The coding region runs from base 149 to 523 and encodes 124 amino acids. The record is from RefSeq and is a predicted model, not a curated record. The transcript has 3 exons.